This is a messenger RNA of Limanda limanda (common dab), 1386 nucleotides long. It is a transcript of the gene irx1b, whose product is annotated as iroquois homeobox 1b. Gene Ontology annotation, cellular component: nucleus. Bases 1 to 1386 code for a protein of 461 amino acids. Gene Ontology annotation, biological process: neuron differentiation; cell development; regulation of transcription by RNA polymerase II. Gene Ontology annotation, molecular function: DNA-binding transcription factor activity, RNA polymerase II-specific; RNA polymerase II cis-regulatory region sequence-specific DNA binding. Lineage: Eukaryota; Metazoa; Chordata; Actinopteri; Pleuronectiformes; Pleuronectidae. The transcript is spliced from 5 exons. The record is from RefSeq and is a predicted model, not a curated record.
AUGUCUUUCCCUCAGCUGGGGUACCCCCAGUUCCUCAGCGCCGCCCAUGAGGUGUACGGGGGCGAGCGGCCGGCCUCUGCCCGGGAGGGAGCUGCCGAGGGCGGCUUGAGCUCCUCUGCCACCGCCGCGGCUGUCGGCUCCAUGCUGGGGAUGUACGGGAGCCCGUGGGUGGCUCACAACUACAGUGCCUUUCUGCCGUACAGCGGAGCCACAGACCUCGCCCUCAUCUCCCAGAUGGGCUCCCAGUACGAGCUGAAGGACAGCCCGGGCUCCCACCCGGCCUCCCUGCCGGUCCACGCCGCCCAGGGCUUCUACCCGUACGGCCAGUAUCCGUACGGGGACCCGUCGAGGGCCAAGACGGCCACGCGGGAGACCACCAGCACCCUGAAGGCCUGGCUGCAGGAGCACCAGAAGAACCCGUACCCCACCAAGGGGGAGAAGAUCAUGCUCGCCAUCAUCACCCGGAUGACGCUCACACAGGUGUCGACGUGGUUCGCCAACGCGCGCAGACGCCUGAAGAAGGAGAACAAGGUGACCUGGGGCCGCAGCGCCGAGGACCGGGACGGCCGCAUCUUCAGCAGCGACAACGAGGACGAGCCCGAAAAGAACGGCAGCGACGACGAAGACGAAGAUGAGGAGAUCGAUCUGGAAACUGUGGAUAUCGAGAGACCCGAGGAGCAGUGCGCACAGGAGGAGCAGGGCUCCGCCAAAGCCGAGGCCGAGGCGGGCCUGUCCGCCAGAGAGCAGGCCUCGGAGCCUCGGAGCUCCGACAGCGGCAGGACGCUUUCUGUGGAGGGCCUGAGAGGAGUGGAGGCGGCCAUUUCUCUCAAUAAAUCGCCCGUUGUCAAACUCGCAGUGGAUCAUUCUCCCAGCAGACAGGAGUGCCAGAGACCGGCUCAGAGCAAGCCCAAAAUCUGGUCCUUGGCCGAGACUGCCGCGGCCCCGGACAGCUCUCACAAACCUUCCCCUGCGGCCCAUGCGCAUCACCCGGCUUUGGCCUCGGCCGGCCACCCGGCCUUGCUCCCGGGUCAUGGGAUAUAUACGUGCCAGAUUGGCAAGCUUCACAACUGGGCCAACGCGGCUUUUCUGAACGCCAACUCUCUUUUGAACAUGAGGUCGCUCCUCGGCGGGGCGCCGGCCGGACACCUGCCUCUCCACGGCGCGGUGCCGGCUGCGCGUCAUGACGCACGGCCGGUGGCGGCGGCGGCGGGCCCGGGGACCUCGGGAACGGAGGAUGACAGUGAUGUCGAGUCGUCGGGAAGCUUCAGUCCAAAAAGAGAUGACGAAGAGAGCGACCACAGGCCCGACUCCCUGAAGUUCCAGCUGAUCACUGACAGACCUCACCAUGGCACAGCAUCACAACGAGUCCUGACAUCAACGUUAUGA